Molecule: messenger RNA, 3558 nt
Organism: Solenopsis invicta (red fire ant)
Lineage: Eukaryota; Metazoa; Arthropoda; Insecta; Hymenoptera; Formicidae
Product: cytochrome P450 9e2
Exons: 1
Coding region: 531-2051 (506 amino acids)
Molecular function (GO): monooxygenase activity; heme binding; oxidoreductase activity, acting on paired donors, with incorporation or reduction of molecular oxygen
Source: RefSeq, a predicted model, not a curated record
CUAAGAAAAGAUAAAGAGUAAGUUAUACUGAAAUUUAAUUUAAUUUGUGUUGAAGGAAAAAGGCAUAAGUCAAUUGAUUGCAAAUACAAUUUGAUUAAAAAGAUUGAUGAUAAUACUUUACAUAUCGAUAAAAAUAUGUUUUUUAAGAACGGCAAAGUGCAUAGUCAUUCCAGAGAUAAUAAAAGUGAUUUUCUGACGUUCAUAUCUACGCACAAUCAAUGUUAUUAAUUGCUUCGUAGUGCAUCUACAGCAGCCAGUCGAACAAUUUCUCGCGUUGCAUGUGCGUCUCUUUCUAAAUAAUUUACUAAAUUAACAAUUUCUAAUUAAACAGAAGCUUGACGACAGUUAGAAAAACAAAUGCAGUGAUGUAAUUAACAAUAUUACCUUUGUCUUUUACUGUUAUUAACAUUACUGAAACAAUCAAGAGUGUGGAAAUUGUUUCCACCAAAAGGAAACAAAAAUUAUCGACAAUCAGAAACUGUAAUAAAGAACGUUGUGUUCGUGUAUAAUUUCCGAAGAUUCCUUCAAUAAUGGAGCCGUCUACAUUACUGCUGACUAUUCUAAUAGCGAGUAUUUGCUAUUUUAUCCUAAAUAAAUUACUUUACUUUGAACGACGGAAAAUCCCACAUGUGCAAUCGAUACCAAUAUUGGGCAACAUGGCGCCUUUCAUUUUAGGACGUGACUCUCCAACAGAGAUUCUACAAAAAUUAUACAAUCGCUUUUCAAACGCAAAAUAUUUCGGCCUUUACGAUUUUACAAGGCCCACCAUCGUUAUCCGUGAUCCGGAGCUAAUUUCAAUGAUCACCAUCAAACAUUUUGACAACUUCUGCGAUCAUUAUGGCUUCGUGAAUGAAACUCUCGACCCGAUAGCCAGUAGAAAUUUGUUCAACUUGCAAGGAGACCAUUGGCGCGAGAUGCGAAAGCUUCUUAGCCCGAGUUUUACAUCCAGCAAAAUGAAAGCGAUGUUUGGACUUAUGAGUCAGUGCGCCGAAAACUUUACCAAUUUUGUGACAGCGGAAUCUGGCAAAUCUGGCAAGACAUAUGAUAUGAAAGACCUACUUUGUAGAUACGCCAACGAUACGGUGGCCACGUGCGCUUUCGGUAUCAGUGUGGAUUCUUUUAAGCACCCGAAAAACGAAUUCUACAUGCUUGGAAGAAAAGCAAUGAAUUUUGGAGGGCCCUGGCUGACUUUCGCGUUUUUCAUGAAUAGAAAUUUUCCGCUACUUUCGAAACUCUUUAACGUAAAAAUGUUUGGUCCAAAGAUAGAGAAUUUCUUUAAAAAUAUUGUUACCGACACUGUGAAAACCAGAGAUGAGCAGAAAAUUGUUCGCCCGGACAUGAUUCAAUUGAUGAUGGAGACCAGGAACAAAAAUAGCGGACCCGAAUUCGACAUCAACGAGAUGACUGCCCAGGCGUUCGUUUUCUUCCUAGCCGGAUUCGAUGCUGUAUCAAACGCUAUGUGUUUCGUGGCGCACGAAAUUGGUGUCAAUCCUGAUGUUCAGAAAAAACUGAGAGAGGAAAUUGAUGACGUCCUCAGACAGACCAAUGGAAAACCUACGUAUGAAGCUAUUAAUCACAUGAAGUAUUUGGAUGCUGUGGUAAACGAAUCUCUUAGACUGUAUCCAGGAGCAGCUUUCCUUGACAGACAAUGCGUCAAAGAAACCGAAUUGCCACCAGCAACUCCGGAUGGCGAAUCAAUCACUGUAAAGCCGGGAGACAGCAUAUGGUUCUCGAGUUUUGCUCUGCAUCGUGAUCCAAAGUACUAUCCGCAUCCAGACAAGUUUGAUCCAGAAAGAUUCCUUAACGGCAGUGUGGACAACUCGGUUUACAUGCCGUUUGGCAUCGGGCCCAGAAUCUGCAUUGCUAAUAGGUUCGCCCUAAUGGAAAUAAAAGUCAUGGUUUUCUAUCUACUUUGGCAUUGCGAUCUUGAACCCGACGUCAAAACCAGUGUUCCUAUGGUGUUUCACAAGAGAACAUUUGCUCUGGUACCAAAGAGAGGUUUCUGGUUGAAGUUACGUGCGAGAAAUUUAAAAGCUCCUGUUACAAAUUAAUGUUUAUCUAACGGACACAAAAUGAUGAACAGUAAUGUAGUAUAUUUAUAAUGUAUUUCAAAUGUGGAAUUUUAUACUUAAAGUUAAUUUUUUAAAAUUUAUUUAUACAAGUCCAGCUUUUUCCUUAAUUGAAUAAAAGAAAAAUUAAAAUAAAAAUUUUAGAGAAGCUAUUUUUUAAAUAUGUAUCGUUACAUUUAAAAAAAGCGAAAUUAUUCAAAAUUUAUUUACGUUAAGAAUGUACUUAUAAAAUACAGUAAUUGUAAUAUUGUUAAUAUAAAUUUAUAUAAAUUACGUAUAUUUUUGUUUUCUAUUAUAUGUACAUUCUACAUUUCAUAGAGUAAUCGUUAUUUUAAAAGAGUGAAAAUUGAGCUUGUACAAUUUUUUGAAUAAUUUUUACUUUACGAAGUUUAGAGAGUAAGGUAAAUUUAAUAAGUAAUAAUGGAUGUCGAUGACGUCAAUUAUGUUUUAUUAUAUUAAUUUUAUUAUAUUAAUUUUACGAGUUAUAUUUCUAGAUAUACAAUUUUAGUUUGAAUUCUUGAAUUAAAUAAUGUUAUCUAAAAUUUUUUUUAAUGUAAUUUAAUUCAAAAAUUUAUAUUGUAAUUCAUAUUGAUAUUGAAUGGUUCUUCUGAUUAAAUUUCAAUCUAAGUAUAUCAAGAAAUGUUAUAAACAGCUUAACAUUUAGUAUAUUUAACUUUACAAAUAGUUAUAUGUAUGUAAAAAUGUUUAGAAAAAUCGGUCAAUUAAAUUUAUAAAUUAUUAACUGCAAAAUUUGAAAGUGAUUAUCUCUAACCUAUUUUUUUAUUAUUUACUUAAAAAGUCAUUUAAUUAUAAUUCUAAAAUAUUAUAUUUUUCAUAAAUAAAUUUAGGAAAUGGACAAGUAAAAGUGAUACGAUCAAAUUUAAGUUUCGCAUUUGGUUAUUGUUAAAUUUAAUCAGCCGAUGAAGUCAAUCAGCGAUAAGACCGGCUCUAGAGCAAAAAAGCAAACAUGUCUCGCUAAAUGCAUGCAUAAAACUACAAAAAUAAUUAUUACAUGUUUGAAUUUUGAGCAUAUAAUUUUAAUAUAGUUAAGGUUAAAUAUAGAUAAAUUUAUCAUAUGAGAGAUGGAACUAUCUAACAAUUUUGCUAUUGUAUUCAGUGUUAUUGUAUUCAGUGAUAGCACAGAUCUUGUUUGAUUUCUGCUAACAAUAUAUCGUAAUACUGCGUUGCACAAUUUCUACCGUUAGAUUUUGACAGUAUAAUCUAUUUAAAUUUUGCUGCCAAUCUACUGGCAUGGAACGACACUUGUUAAAUUUUUAGCAGCAGUUUGCUAACAUCGUCAGAUAUUACAAAGUCUGUGUGAAGUUGGUUGCCAGUCUGAAAUCAAAAAUUUAUUACAGACUCUGCAGCAGAAUUUGUUUCUUUAGAUUUGCUUACCAAGAUUCAUUCAUAAUUAUCAUUCUUCAUUCACAUGUACAUAAUUAAGAUAUGUAUAACACUAAUAAAGUAUUCACAUAUUCUCCAAGAAAAA